CGGUAGGGUAAACAUGCAGUGAGGGAGUACAGGCUUACCGAUUUCCAUGGCCGACGUUCUGGUGCUCAGAGCGAUCCGGGGCAAUGCCAGGACUCUGAACCUGAACAGCAAGAGACUGCAGCAAGCGCCCCGGGCCCUGGGCAGCCUCAGCCAGCUGACGAACCUGCAAAUGAAGAACAACCUGCUGUGCCAGCUUCCGCCAGAGGUGGCAGCACUGAGCAAUCUGACUGUGUUGAACUUGGGGAAUAACAUCUUUGAACAAGUGCCGCCAGAGCUGAAGUAUCUUCAUUCCUUACAGACUCUGCAUCUGUUUAGAAAUAAGAUCACCGGAAUACCCCCUGAUGUGUUUGAUGGGUUAGAAAAUCUUCUCUUUGUUAAUCUGAACAACAACCAGCUGGAGCACCUCCCUCCGGAAAUUCACAAGUUGCAGCGACUUGAAAAACUCAGUAUUAACCAUAACCUUCUAAAAGAUAUUCCUAAAGAGUUGUGUGUCCUGCAAAACCUACAAGAACUGCACUUAGGAAACAACCAACUGGAGACAUUGCCGGAGCAAAUAGGUUAUUUAACCAAUCUGAAGGAGCUGCAUGUCUAUCGCAACAAUCUGAUUGGCCUGCCUGAGGGUAUUUGUAGGCUGAGAAAGCUAAGGAUCCUGGAUGUUGCAGCAAACCAGAUUCAGUCAUUUCCAUCCCGUAUGAAUGAGUUUCCACUGCAAGAACUGUACUGUGAGGAGAACCCUCUGCUAAAGAGAGAGCCGGUGACUGCCAUUCAAGAUGAAGAAAUUCUGUCCCUGAAGGAAAUGACAGCAAGAUUCAUUUUAAGUCAUGUACAGGACAGAGACUCAAUGAUACGAGAGCAAAUCCAGCAUUAUCCUGAAACAAAGAAAAUACUUUCCAGCAGAAAUAUCUGUGACCUGUGUGGGAAGUGGUUUCUAGACAUGUGGCUUGAAUGUGUGAAGUUUGUGGGCAUAAAAAAGAAAAUGAAAACCUCAAGCAAUAUACAGCUCCUGCCAGUGAAGAUUUUGAUAUGUUCAUACAGAUGCUUCAAUCAAAGACAAAGUGAUAUGUAUGGAGUAGCAGUCCAGUAACACAAUGCUGUUUUGGGGGAUUUGUCUGUGGGG
Messenger RNA from Nanorana parkeri, 1117 nucleotides. It is a transcript of the gene LRRC69, whose product is annotated as leucine rich repeat containing 69. The record is from RefSeq and is a predicted model, not a curated record. Bases 47 to 1084 code for a protein of 345 amino acids. Lineage: Eukaryota; Metazoa; Chordata; Amphibia; Anura; Dicroglossidae. Gene Ontology annotation, molecular function: protein binding. The transcript is spliced from 8 exons.